AUGCUCAAUUUUCAUAAUGUCUGCUCAAUACCCAGCUCCUUCCAGCUCACUGGCAUCCCAGGGCUGGAGUCCCUGCAUAUCUGGCUCUCCAUACCUUUUGGCUCCAUGUACUUGGUGGCUGUGGUGGGGAAUGUCACUAUCCUGGCUGUGGUAAGGGUAGAGCGCAGCCUGCACCAGCCCAUGUACUUCUUCCUGUGCAUGUUAGCUGUCAUUGAUCUGGUUCUGUCCACUUCCACUAUGCCCAAACUUCUGGGAAUCUUCUGGUUUGGUGCUAGUGACAUUGGUCUGGAUGCCUGCUUGGGACAAAUGUUCCUCAUUCACUGCUUUGCCACUGUGGAAUCAGGCAUCUUCCUUGCCAUGGCAUUCGAUCGCUAUGUAGCCAUCUGCGACCCACUACAUCAUACCACAGUGCUCACUCAUACUGUGGUGGGUCGUUUGGGGUUGGCUGCCCUCCUCCGGGGGGUUCUCUACAUUGGACCCCUACCUCUCAUGAUCCGCUUGCGGUUACCCCUGUACAAAACUCGUGUCAUCUCUCACUCCUACUGUGAGCACAUGGCUGUGGUCACCUUGACGUGUGGUGACAGCAGGGUUAACAAUGUCUAUGGACUGAGUAUUGGCUUUCUGGUGCUGAUCCUGGACUCAAUGGCUAUUGCUGCUUCCUAUGUGAUGAUUUUUAGGACUGUGAUGGGGCUGGCUACCCCAGAGGCUAGGCUUAAAACCUUGGGGACGUGUGGAUCUCACAUCUGUGCCAUUUUGAUCUUCUAUGUUCCCAUUGCUGUUUCUUCUCUCAUUCACCGAUUUGGUCACCAUGUGCCUCCUCCAAUCCACACACUAUUGGCCAACUUUUAUCUUCUGAUUCCUCCAAUCCUCAAUCCUAUUGUCUAUGCUGUUCGCACUAAACAGAUCCGAGAGAGGCUUCUCCAGAUCCUGAAGACAGAAACUAAGAUCAGGUGA
Messenger RNA from Tupaia belangeri chinensis (Chinese tree shrew), 954 nucleotides. RefSeq names its product olfactory receptor family 52 subfamily M member 1 (gene OR52M1). The coding region runs from base 1 to 954 and encodes 317 amino acids. Gene Ontology annotation, cellular component: plasma membrane. Gene Ontology annotation, molecular function: G protein-coupled receptor activity; olfactory receptor activity. The record is from RefSeq and is a predicted model, not a curated record. The transcript has a single exon. Gene Ontology annotation, biological process: G protein-coupled receptor signaling pathway. Lineage: Eukaryota; Metazoa; Chordata; Mammalia; Scandentia; Tupaiidae.